AAACUCCAGCCAUCAAGCUCUUUUUCAGUACUAUCUUCAGAAAUAGAACUUCUAAAGUUGUCUAUAGGAGAACUUAAGGCUGAGUUAAGGGAAAUAAAAAACAGUAAGUCAGUAAAUGCUGGAAACAUCGAAACCAAUACCGAGAUAUCCAAAUUAUCAGAUCAGAUCAGCGAUAUCAGAUCGCAGGUCUGUGAACUGACACCUCUAACUAUCCUCAUGAAAACGGUAAACCUUAACAAGCUUGACACAGAAUCGGUAACUAAGGUAGAUAACCUCAUUAACUUUGUUACCACAGAAGUAACAAAACGACUCGACGCAAAACUGAGUGCUAUUGUCUACAACGUUCCGGACAAUGAGGCACUAAAAAAGGUACAGCGCAUCUUACUUAGUGAAGCGAAAAUGCCUAACUCCAAGACUAAGUGCUAUAGGCUGAAGAAGAGUCAACAUGAAAAGUGUUGUCCUAUUCGUUUUCAGUUCGAAACACCGGCAGAGACCAGAAAAUUCAUUCACUCCCAACACACCCUAUCGCAAGCCAGAAACUACAAACAUAUAAAGGUCGGGGUGGACAAAACAGUCAUAGAAAGGCGCGCAUACAACUAUCUCACUAAGACUAAUUGUGAAAUAGGUAAUAGGACAUUGCAAGCAGCCAUUAUUCCCAACCCUGUGAAAGAUACAGUAGACCCCACCGCAUCACCCCUCUCAAAACACACAGAAAUAUCCCAUCAGAGUGCAACACCA
Messenger RNA from Trichobilharzia regenti, 738 nucleotides. NCBI's taxonomy places the organism in Eukaryota, Metazoa, Platyhelminthes, Trematoda, Strigeidida, Schistosomatidae. The record is from the annotation of a GenBank genome assembly.